Messenger RNA from Daphnia carinata, 2520 nucleotides. It is a transcript of the gene Brd7-9, whose product is annotated as bromodomain-containing protein 7-like. Gene Ontology annotation, cellular component: nucleus. The transcript is spliced from 8 exons. The coding region runs from base 125 to 2395 and encodes 756 amino acids. Gene Ontology annotation, biological process: regulation of transcription by RNA polymerase II. The record is from RefSeq and is a predicted model, not a curated record. Lineage: Eukaryota; Metazoa; Arthropoda; Branchiopoda; Diplostraca; Daphniidae.
AUCUAUACCACACGAAAAAAGGAAACAACAACGAAACCAGAGUCGGCUUGAUUUGUGACGCCAACAUUUUAACGAAAAGUUUGAUUAAUUUAGGUUAGACAUAAGUUCAAAUUCACAAACACCGAUGGGGAGCAAAAAACAUAAAAAGCACAAAUCCGACCGCUGGGGAAGGUAUGAAAGUGCCCAAGGAGGUCAGGGUACUGAUCGUCCGCAGUUGCGAUUAAUCCUGAAAGUUGGAGGUGCGUCCACCCCAGAUCCAGUGGACCAUGGUGAAAGCUCUUCAGGAAUAUCUCAUCGUCAGGGAACUGUUCAUGCUCCAUAUGGACAUGAAGAAGAUUCUAGACAGUCUUCUCUCUUUUCUCUUCCUGGUGGAAGUGAGAAAGAAAAGCACAAAAAAAAAAAGGAAAAAAAGAAAAAGAAAAAUAAAGAUAAAGACAAGGAGAAGAAAAAGCAUAAACACAAGGAUAAAAAACGUAAAGACAAGGAUGAAUCUGCUGCCGAGGGGGAUGAAUCCUUAAGAUAUGAAGUCAUAACUGUUCAGCCUUCCAAUCCUACUCUAGGUGGACCACUCUCUCCUAGGCCCAUACUGAAGAUUUCCACCGCCUCCUUAGAUUCAGCAACUGGAUCAAACCUGUCGGCCUCAUUAGCAGCACGAGUGCAACAUUCUAGUCCCGGUGCAGCGCCCCUUCGAACCAGCCUUCGACCACGUCAAGAAAAACCGGCACUGCAGAAACUUCUUGAACUUCUACUGCCAAACCUCGAACAAAAAGACCCCAGGCAAUUUUUUGCCUGGCCAGUUACUGACAGUAUUGCACCCAACUAUUCUUCUAUCAUCACCAAACCAAUGGAUUUUAGUACUAUGAAACAAAAAAUAGAAGAUAACCAAUACAAGACGCUACAGGAGUUUACGGACGACUUUGUGUUGAUGUGCAACAAUGCAAUGACCUAUAAUCAGCCCGAUACCGUGUAUUAUAAGGCUGCCAAAAGACUACUCCACACGGGAUUACGAACUCUAACAGCUGAAAAAGUGCGCCCUUACGUACCCACUAUAUCUAACUAUGGAGAAUUAACAGUGACUCAUCUGGGCUUCGAACCGCUAGAAGAAUCAUUCCGAGCCUUUGCCAUACGACAAGAGCAAUCGGCGGAAGGAGUAGAAUCAGUCGAUCACGAAAUGGAAACCGGGUUUUCUUCCGGGGGCGAGACGGCUGUGGAAACAGCCCGAGAUAGCUUCCUUAAGAGCGAAUCGCCGAGUAAAAACCAUUUUGAUGCUUUGCCUGAUGACAUGACUCCAGAUGAAAUUUUAGAACAGGCCAAUGAAGCAGCACAAAUUGCUGCCAACAAACUUAACUAUCAACAUCCAAACGCGAAAAUGGGUUUUUUGCGGCAAAGAAAAGAUGGCACUACGUCGCUAGCCAUCCUAACCCCUUGCCACCCAGGGACUCAGCCUGGGACUACCGAAGUUCCUGUGACUCUUGGUGCAUUAACUGGCAAAGUCCAACCAGGACCUGGUACAGGCCAAUUAAUGGGCUUCAGAGAAGAUCGGCGAAACCAAGUAAAAACUGUAAAACCUUUGUAUUAUGGUCCUUUCGGUUCGUAUGCCCCAUCGUACGAUUCGACCUUUGCUAAUCUCUCCAAAGAAGAAUCGGAUCUCGUUCUCUCGACUUACGGUGAAGAAACGGGUGUACCUUAUGCGGAAAGUAUUUUGGAUUUUGUGCGCGAUUGUGAUUACGCGCUACACAUCGCCGACGACUUACUCAACUUGAUGACACACGGCGAACACUCUGCCGUUGCAAGAAUCUUGGAAGAGAAAAGGCGAAUUCAUCAACAACAAGUUCUUCAACAGUUGGAACAAGAACAACUUCAGCAACAACAACAGCAGCUUCUUCAAUGUCAGCAGGCAAAUGAUGAUGCAUUCAAUCUAAAUGCACUUCGGUCUUUGGGAGACCUUGGAAUCGACGUUUCUUUCCUGGAUUCAUUCGAAGCGCAGCUUAAAGCCGAACAGCGGGCACGAGAAGCUAGCCAAAACUGUUUGGAUGAAACGGGAUCUUUUAUAAGCACACUUGAGCGAACACAGCGCGAGAGACUUUCGAAAACUCCACCACCACAUCUUUCCAAUAUUAUGCCGCCAUCGGAGUUUGAGCUUCAAUUAGUGGGGAAAAUAACGGAAGGCAUCGCCUACGUGGCUAAGCAGUCGACACCCUCGGCAGUAGCCUCUGUAGAAGGUGUACGCAGAGCUAUGGGCAUAUCUCUGGAUCCGUUUCCAAUGGCGUUACCAAAUACAGUACCGCGCCCACCAGUGACUACGGAGCCCGAUCAACGAGAUAUUGAGAGUGAGCUAAGUAAACUACUUGGCGAAGAUGGUGUUUCAGAGAGCAUGCCAGACAUAUUUCAAUGAAUUUGUUCAUCUCACUAAAUUGAUCAUGCCAUGUCCUUCACUUUUUCGCCCCUUCCGUUUCCCUGACGACAAACAACCGCUUCGGUAUUGAUCGUAAAUAUUAAAAUACAUUCUUUAUUCUGAAA